Messenger RNA from Amphibalanus amphitrite, 3878 nucleotides. RefSeq names its product homeotic protein ultrabithorax-like. Lineage: Eukaryota; Metazoa; Arthropoda; Thecostraca; Balanomorpha; Balanidae. The transcript is spliced from 6 exons. The record is from RefSeq and is a predicted model, not a curated record. Gene Ontology annotation, biological process: anterior/posterior pattern specification; negative regulation of transcription by RNA polymerase II. Gene Ontology annotation, cellular component: nucleus. Bases 124 to 1221 code for a protein of 365 amino acids. Gene Ontology annotation, molecular function: DNA-binding transcription factor activity, RNA polymerase II-specific; RNA polymerase II cis-regulatory region sequence-specific DNA binding.
GCCGCCGCCCGCCGCUGCCGCCGUCCGCGCCCUGCAAGCGGUGCUAGUCGGCGGUGGCUGCGGUGGACUGUGCAGGUGCCGGGAACGUGCUGCUCGCGCCCGUUCGCGCCGCUCGGAGUACCAAUGUGGAGCGGCUUUUACCAGCGGGGUGCCGGCGAGCAGGCCGCCUACCCCGCCGGCUUCCUGGGCUUUCCCAGCUACAACCAGGCGGCGGCGGCAGCGGCGGCACGCAGCGGCCAGGAGUCGCCGUUCGACCCGUCGGCCGUCAGCAAACUGUACCCGGGCUCCGGAGAUGUGUCACCGGCCGGGUAUAAGGGCGUUGACUGCGCCAAGGAGUCGCCCGGCUAUGGGCCGAAGGAGCUGGCGGCGGCCGGCUGGCCGGGUGGCGCGGCCGGCGGCGGCGGCGUCGGCGCCUCCGUCGGCGGAGUGGGCAGGUUUGCCAUGGACGCCAGCAGCCAGGAGCGCCAGCGGCUGGGCCAGCAGGCGGCCUCCAGCUGGCUGGCGGCGUGCAGCCAGGGCACGGCCCAGCACGGCGCCCAGCUGGGUCAGCAGGCCGCCCAGUACCCGGCCAGCACCCCCAUCUACCCGUGGAUGGCCAUGGCAGCUUCCGACCGGUCGAACGUACCUGCGUGGCUUCAAAGUCACGGGCCCCAUGGCCUGCGGCGGCGGGGUCGGCAGACCUACACCCGCUACCAGACGCUGGAGCUGGAGAAGGAGUUCCACACCAACCACUACCUGACGCGGCGGCGGCGGAUAGAGAUGGCCCACCAGCUCUGCCUCACCGAGCGGCAGAUCAAGAUCUGGUUCCAGAACCGGCGCAUGAAGUUAAAAAAGGAGAUCCAGGCCAUCAAGGAGCUAAACGAGCAGGAGAAACAAUCGCAGGCGAGCAAGAUGGCCUCAAAUGGAGAGAAAUCGAGCGACAGUGAGCAGCAGGGGAGCGACCAUCAGCACCAGACGCAGCAGCAGCAACAACAGCAGCAGCAGCAGCAGCAGCAGCAGCAGCAGCAGCAGCAGCAGCAAGCACAGCCCCAGCAGCACACCCAGCCGCAGCAGCCCCAGUCUCAGCAGCUGCAGCAGAGCCACCCGAGCCACCAGCCGCAGCCGCAGCAGCCGCAGCAGCUGGUGGGCGACGCGCUGCUGGCAGCGGCUCCCGGCGCUGGAGGCGGAGGAGGGGUGUCGCUCCCCGGGCAGCUGCUCUCGGACGCUGAGCCGUCCGAAUAACCCGGUCCCGCCCCCCGUCAGCCGUCCAGCCAGCCAUAGACGCAGUGAGUCGCCUCCCGGUUACAGGAAACUGAAGUGACAGUGCUUGGGGAGUGACCGAAAUCCCUUCACGACGCCCUCUCGCAUGGCGUCUGCUUUAACACCGGUGGAUGUCCGGACUUAGAAACGUAUUCAUCAGCCCAUCGAGACAGUGAGAUCGCUUCAUAACUAACGCUGAACGCAGGAUGGACCGUGUCGAAAGCAGACCAUGUGCCGGGGGACGUAAAUAAGUAGUGACAUUGGGCUUGCUGAGCUGGUGUAUCCAAAAGUGAAUGUGGUGAGACGAAAAACAUUAAAUACGUACGUGAAUGUUUUUGUUGGUGCAUAUUAACACGAAGAUGACACACAUCAAUUGGCGAAAGUAUAGCAAGACCAAGUAGCUAUCAACAGUUGCAGAAAACCAGCACACUGCAAUAGAAGUGGCAGCAAUGGCGAAAAGACAUAAGCUAGACUCUUCCGGGAAGUUAGAAGUUUGCACUGCAGUGAAAAUAAAUCACCGGUCUUUCAGCAAGAGGCGAAGUGACCGUUUCCACCAGGCUGUUAGGUCGGUGAUGGACGGGUUACCGUCAUCAAACUGCGCAAGAUGAGAAGAGCACUACGAGGCUUCAAAUCCUUCGCCCUUACAGUUUUAAUCACCAAAUGAAAAAAAUGGUAUCACUCCCAAAUAGAAUACAUAAUAUCAGGGCCGGUCUAAACCGAGGCAAGGAAAUCCAACUCGGCAAGAGGUUUUCAUUUACUUCUUGAAAGUUGCGAACGGACAAAAGCUGCGACGAGCAACUUCUGUUGUUUAAGUUAUUAUCUUUUUUGAACAGAGACACAAUCAAGGGAUAAGUACGAUUCGAUACCUAUUUGAAAUGUUCUUAAGCUGAAAAUGAUUAAUUGAGCACUGAGUUAUGUCUUACGUUUAGAGUAAUCCGCGGAAAUGAAACCCUCCGAUCUAAUGCAGCAAGUGGACUACCGUCCUGCGGCUGCGUCCAUGAAAAAUAUGACUGAGCAUUGGGUCCGACUAUAAGACACAUCUCUAGAAACAGGUUGUGCUCAAGUGCGGAAUGAUAUGCAUAUGUAUUACGAGACCACCUAAGCAGUAGAUGUGAUCUAGCCUUAGCUUACCUACUUUUUCCCAAUCGGCAGUCGCCACUCGUCGGCUCCUGCUAACACAGUGCGUAAACACUAAACACACAUUACGUAAUUGCGCAGAUACGUACACGUAAUUACGCGGACAGCGAUAAAGUGCGGGUGAGUGUCCUUUAGUGUUUGUGCACGUUACAUGUGACACGCAAUACUGUAUGUGAUUCGAAACGUAAUACGUAACUAACUGUGUGCGUUCGGCGGUAUACCGACCUGUCAAUACGUAACGCGGUUUCGUAGAUAGCUGUGCCUCGUGGCUCCAUAGCUGGUUCUGUGAGAGGACCACAAAUGGCUGCCCCGCUAGCGACGUCUGUGCGGCAGUGUGUGAGGUUGCAGUUGUUGCGCUGCAGAAUGAAUGCGUCACUUCACGUUUUGUUUUGAAGCAGUGCGCAUAGAGACACAAGCUGACUCCCUGUUUAGGUACCGUUGUCGUAAUAAGGAUGGCCUAAAAUGUAGCUGGAAGUAGCAUCGGUCAUUGUAUCUACAUAGAUCCAUUGCUCAGUUAUAAAAAGUGAUGCUCCGAAUACCUACUCGUCUUCAUUGCAAAAAACUGCUUUCAGCUUUUUGGCUCACAAUUCACAUAAUGGCGCUUCCGUAAAUCACACACUGCUCCUCUCUCGCCACAGUAUUAUAUGGUUGACUCGCAAGUGUUGCUGGAUUUGUUCAUUACCCAUGCGUUCCGUUCCAGCGAUCGCGUGUGUCACUGGUCUGCAGAGCACGGAUGGCAAUAUAAUGCAGCUAAGCUAACCUUUGUCCUUAUCCGGGUAUUGGGGCCCAGUGCCUCUCAAAUGUGAGCCGAGCGAACCGAACGAUCUCGCGGGGGUGGUGCGGGAUCAGGAUUGGCCGCAGUGACCAGGAGUACCGCGCUCAGUGCGUCGGGUCAGGCGAUGCGGGCAUACUGUGUGAAGUAGUCAACAUCCUGGCUGAAUACCAGACGGAAGUGGGCGAUAUGUUUCUGCGAAGUGCGGGCACUUCGAAGUCCAUAUUGUCAUAUUGCAUAUUGCAUAUUGUCGUGUCGCUGUAAUCUGUGAAGCGAGCGCUCCUGCGCGUGGCCCGGAGGCAAUGGAGAUGGCAUGUUUUUACGAACUGCGAGUACAAGUGGCAGUGUCCGUCAGAAAUUAAACCGAGUGUCGUGGAGCAGGCCGGUGUAGUAUGCGGUGAUCAUAGCACCAAACAAUGUAACGAUUCUGAAUCUGAUGUCUCGUCUGUGACGUCAUAAGCCCGUCGUCUGACGUCAUAGUAGUGACGUCACAGAUUCUUUGACCGUCCGCAGGUGCGACGACCGUUCGUUUAUAUGUGCCGAGUUAGGUUUUGUACGAUGCUGCAAUCUCGUCUGUGGAAAGGGCCUGCACAAGGUCCAUGUUUGUUAGACCGUUAUUGUUUCUUGCACGUGUUCAGAUAAGUGUGAAGGCAUGUCACAGCAACUGCAUCGUUUUCUUUGCCUGAUUUUGUGUAAAUAGUGUUACUUCAAUGAUAAAAGAAAGCCUCGA